AUGGCCGCUGAACAAGAUGUUGAAGUGGAAGAUGAUUUGGCCAAAGCACAAAAACGCUUGCGAGAGUUAAAAGGUCGAAUUUCGGCUCAAUCGAAAAAGAAUUUUGUUCUGGAACGAGAUGUUAGAUAUUUGGAUUCUCGCAUUGCAUUGCUGAUUCAAAAUCGAAUGGCGUUGGAUGAAAAACAAGAGGUUGAAAGUCAUCUCGAGGAUAUGGAGGCCGAAGGUGGAACGUUUCCUGAUGAUCGUAAAUUGCAGCAAUAUGGAAAUUUAUUCUUCCUCCUACAAACAGAGCCACGCUAUAUCGCAAAUUUAUGUCGCCUGAUCAGUUUGACAGAAAUCGAUACUUUAUUACAAACAGUCAUGUUCACACUGUAUGGUAAUCAAUAUGAGAGCAGAGAGGAGCAUUUAUUGUUGACAAUGUUCCAGGUGAGAAUAAAUAUUCGGGUUGGAGGUGACGAAGACAUUCUGGAGGCAAACACGCCAGUCUCGAGAAUGAUGACAACAUAUACGCGUCGUGGACCUGGUCAAAGUUAUUUAAAGUUAGUACUAUCGGAACGAAUCAACAGUUUGAUGGAACACAAGGAUUUAAAUCUCGAAAUCAAUCCAUCGACAGUAUAUGAACAAUGGAUAAAAACCAAGGAAGAGGAAGACACACUAACAGACGACAUUCCGCGUCGCGUAACACCAGAAGUUGCUGCCAAAAACGAGGCUGUUCAGGCAAUUAUAGCACCUCGUAUAACAAUGUUAAUGGAAAUUGCAAAUUCUUUUCUCCAAACUAUAAUUGACUCGAUCGAACAAACGCCGUAUGGUAUACGAUGGAUCUGUAAACAGAUUCGAUCAUUGACGAAACGAAAGUAUCCGGAUCGUAGUGAAUAUGCUGUUUGUUCAUUGAUCGGAGGAUUCUUCUUCUUGCGGUUUAUAAAUUCGGCUAUUGUUACACCCCAAGCAUAUAUGUUGGUAGAAGGAUCGCCGAGUAAGCAUCCACGACGGACAUUGACACUGAUCGCCAAAAUGAUACAAAAUCUUGCAAACAAACCGUCUUAUAAGAAAGAAGAAUAUAUGAAAAUGCUUGACCCAUUUGUGGAGGAUAACAAACAAAGAAUUAAUAGAUUUUUGUUGGAUUUAUGUGAGGUGGGAGAUUUUUAUGAGAGUUUAGAGAUGGAUCAGUACAUGGCACUUUCGAAAAAGGAUUUGCUUCUCCACAUCACAUUGAAUGAAGUAUACAACACGCAUGCUCUGCUUGUUCAACACCAAGAAGCCUUGGCACCUUCGGAAAAAAACCAUUUGCGUAUACUUUUAGAUGAAGUGGGUCCAGCUCCUUCGCAAGUUCCGAGGAAGGAGAACAAGACCAUCGAACUUCCGUUGUUUAGCAGAUGGGAGACCCCUAUACAAGACCUCGCCACGGCACUUAUGUCCGACAACAGUGUGACGCAAAAUGAUAUCUUAUAUAUGGAAACGAAAUCUAUAUUUGUACAGAUUAUCCGAUCCAUCCCAAAAAUGGCCGAGAAACGAACAAUCGAUCUCUACCGAAUUGCGGAAUUUGCGGCAACCUCAAAAGAUGCCACUUUGGUUCGUAAGGGCAUCAAAGUAAAGGAUAUGCUUCGAGAACUUGAAGAAGCCGGGGUUGUAGACCGUAAAGAUGGAUACCGGCUUAUGAAGGAAGAAGUUACUCAGGAAUUAACUCAUCUCGGAAACCUCCGAGAAAAAGUUCAAGAAGAAAUUCGAUCCCUUGAAGCAGUAUAUAAAACUAUAUGUGAUCACAAUAAUUAUCUGAGAAGCCAGUUGGACAGUUACAAAGCCUAUUUGCAAAAUGUACGACAACAGACUUCAAAAGAUUCAGUUGGUGGACCCGGUUCAAGUGUGAUCAAAGUGGGAGAUAAAGACAAGAAACCCACAAAGAGAAAGAUAUUAGGGCCAUAUAAAUUUACUCAUGCUCAAUUGGAGAGGGACGGUGUUAUCGUGGAAAGCAAUGUUCCCGAAAAUCGGAGGCCAAACAUUUACUUUAAUAUUACAUCACCGAUUCCGGGAACGUUCAUCAUUGCGCUUCAUUACAAGGGACGUGAUGCCGCCAUCCUGGAGAUGGAUCUCAAAUUGGACGAUUUAUUAGAGAAGCAACAAGACAAUGUUGUAUCACUGGAUCUUGAAUACGUACAGCUGAACGUGAACAAGAUUCUAUCUCUGCUGAAUAAGACAUUUGCUAAAAGAAAGACGUAG
This is a messenger RNA of Acaulospora colombiana, 2214 nucleotides long. Lineage: Eukaryota; Fungi; Glomeromycota; Glomeromycetes; Diversisporales; Acaulosporaceae. The record is from the annotation of a GenBank genome assembly.